AUGCUGGGAGCCAGGCCGCCGAGCGGGGCGCGGCCGUCCCUCACGGUGCUCCGUGUCCCUGCCUGUUCCCCGCAGCCCAUCCCGGACACGAGCCCCAUGAAGCGCUCGGUCUCCACGCUGGCCCCGCAGCGCCCUCACGCCAUGCACCUCUACGAGUAUUCCCUGGAGCGGAUGCCUCCGGAGCAGGGCCACCACCACCACCACCACCGCUGCCACCGGCGGAAAGAGAAGAAGCAGAAGUCCGUGGAUAGGGCCGCCCAUCACUUGGCCGAUGGACAAGCUGUAGCCCAGUCUGGAGAGUCUUCUUCCAAGGACAAGAAGCAGGAGCGUGGCCGCUCCCAGGAGAGGAAGCAGCACUCCUCCUCCUCCUCCGAAAAGCAGCGCUUCUACUCCUGCGACCGCUACGGCAGCCGGGACCGUGCCCAGCCCAAAUCUGCUGACCAGAGCAGGCCCACCUCCCCCAACGGGGGCCCAGAGCACGGCCCACACAGACAGGGCAGUGGUUCAGUUAAUGGGAGCCCCUUGCUGUCGACAUCUGGUGCUAGUACCCCCUGCCGGGGUCGGAGGCAGCUCCCACAGACUCCACUGACCCCACGCCCCAGCAUCACUUACAAGACCGCUAACUCCUCGCCCGUGCACUUCACCACUUUCCAAACCCCCACGUUCUCCCCGGGCCGCCUGAGCCGCGGGCUGUCCGAGCACAACGCGCUGCUGCGGGGGGAGCAGCAGCCGCCCCCGCCCGCCGUGGCCCGCAUCGGCUCCGACCCCUACCUGGGCCACCGCGCCGCCGCCAGCCCGCAGCGCGCCGCGCCCGAGGACACGCUCACCUUCGAGGAGGCCGUGGCCACCAACUCGGGCCGCUCCUCAAGGACUUCCUACGUCUCCUCGCUGACCUCGCAGUCGCACCAAAUCCGCCGGGUGCCCAACGGGUACCACUACACGCUGGGGCUCAACACGGGCCCCGGCGCCCGAGGACGCAGUUACUACCACGAAGCCGAUGAGGAUGACUGGUGCUAGCGGCUCGGCGGAACCCUGCGAGACAGAUGGAGGAAGAAGGCUCCCUCCUUCUGGGGAAGGCAGCGGGGGGAGCACAUCCCUCUCUGCCCCCUCCCCACUGCCUUGUCUAGUCCUGAGACACGCACCAGGUGCCAACCCGGCCAUGGAGGCGAGGAGCCGGGAGAAGAGAGAUCCUCACCUUCCACGGUGGAAAAGCAGAACUGUGGGUCCUUCUCAUGAUUGGCACAGUUUUGUUGGGCUAUUUCUUAACUAAUUUUCCAUCAUAAUUCCCCCCUUCUCAGGGUGGGAGCCGGGGGCCGCAAAGGGACUCGCGCAAACAACGCUCGCCCCCCGCGUUUUGUCUCGUUGAGUGCCGAGAAGGAAGAGAUGCACCCGAGAAACUGGGAGAGGAGAAACACAGCCCAGAACAAAGGACAGUCCUUUGGGACUUGAUGUUCAGCCACUGCAAUCCUUUAGGGCAGAGCUGGUGCCACCCUGAGGUGACCCUGCUGUGACACCACUGCCCCGGGGGUCUCUAAUGUCACUCACCACAUCGGGUCCUUCACACUGACACACGGUAAAGCCACAAGAGAGCUCCUUUGUAAGGACUGUUUCCUUGCUGCUGAGACUUUUCAAUCCAUCCCUCUCUCCUGUUGACUGCAACACACCCUCACUGUUUUGUCUUGUUUACAAUAUAAGC
This is a messenger RNA of Lonchura striata (white-rumped munia), 1696 nucleotides long. Lineage: Eukaryota; Metazoa; Chordata; Aves; Passeriformes; Estrildidae. The record is from RefSeq and is a predicted model, not a curated record.